GUAUGUUCUGCGGGUGAUGUCAUCUUUGCCCGACGGACAAGACCAGUAGCGACGCAGCAGCUUGGAUGACUGCUGAAACAAACGAAACCCACCCAGACAUUCAGUCAUAAAUUUGAUAUAACAUCAGCAAUAUGUUGCCAAUUUAGUUCACAUCUGUGCUCUAAACGCCGGACCCACCCUGUCAGCAGCAGUUCAGUUCAAUAGUCCCAUUCCUUGUUACACGAAUUGCAUACUAGUCGCAAGCCUUAGGCUUGGAAUAGCUCUGCUAACGCUCGGCGCAGCUUGUCGCCAUUCCGUAUCACCAGCAUGCGGCAGGGCCGACCGCCGCAGCGUGUCAUCGCGCUCGUCGGAGUGUUCGUCGUGUUCCUGGCCGUGCCAGCAUGGGCGUCGCACUAUCGGGGUGGCUCCAUUGACUACACAGCCAAUGCGACACACAUUACUGUGUCCGUGACGCAAUCCUGGAUUGCAGUCCUGCUUUGGUGAGAUUGUGUGGCCCCGAUCUACUGCCAGUCUGGCAACGAUUGGGAAAGCGUACGAGCUGGAUAUGCGGCAGUCGUCGGGCGGGCGCCAGGGGGAGUUGAAUUUGGAACGUGGCGGCAGGGACACCCUAUCAAAUGUUAUGGCAGGCCGUGGCUAUGAGGGCGUGCCAGAGUGUCCAGUUGUGAGGAAUCGCGGCAAUCAGGGGGAGCAACUGUGAAGGCGGGAACACAGCAGGCUUGCUGUGCAAACCAGUGUCGCGGUUGGCGUAUACUGUAUGGCACAGUGUUUCGGUAUUGGAGCAUGGCACCAACAUGAUGUCUAUUGUCGCCAGUCGUACAUGCAAUGCUAACGGUUGUGCCAUGCAAAGUGUGGCUACUAACGUAGUACGUGGAGGGCGCGUGCGCGGCUCACACUGAGUCUGCACUGAGUCUGCACUGAGUCUCACUGAGUCUGCACUUUUGAGAGCUAAAGAAGCCAACGUGGCGCCCGGAUGACACACGAUAGCUGAUGAGUGCUGCUCGAGGGGGAGUGUUGAGGUGCGAUCAGCACUCAUAUUCCCGGAGAAUUGCCUUGCAGGGAUGCUGCCCCGUGCACAGGGAAUGCAGCGAGUUACUGACUAUGUGCGAUGCAACUGGACAGAGUCCCUGGGGAGCAUAAUUACUAUGUGAUUGUGAGUUCUUGUUUGCACAUGAUAUGCGUGCCGGCGUGGCCUUUUCGGUGCAGGUGUGAGUGAAUCACCUGUGAUUGUGUGAGCAAAUGCGAGUGAAGCUUUGCUACUGUUUGCACGAGUGAAGUGCACUGAGAGUGGUUUGCUAUGUGGCAAGUGAAGUCACAUGUGGCGAGUGAAGUCACGGACUGGCAAGGAUCCACGACUGGCAAGUGAAGUCAGAUGAACGAACAUGGCAAGUGAAGCCAGGAUGCCGGUGGUGCGGCAUGAUGCGGUGUGUGAAACCGCAGGCACAGUGAGUGAAGCCGUAGGUACGAGUGAAUGCAGCAGCAGUCUGACAAGGGGGAGCCGUCGGACACGGGGGAGCCGUUCUGUUGUAGAUGGAAGUUGGGAUGGAGGGGGUGCAGUAGGACACCGUAAGCAAUUGUGCUUAUGAUGGAUGAGAUGAGACGAUUGGCAGUAGCACAAGUGCCUACACGCGGACAGCGUACAAGGUAUGCUGAGACUUGCUUGUGGAGCGAUUGCAAUAAAGUAUGGAGUUCUGCCCGCGGGGGAGUGUUAAGAUAUCGGUCAGAAAUAUACCGGUAUGCAAGGGAGAACGUAGGGGAGUCCGAGAGUGCGUGUGCCAUGCACCAUGCAAGGACCCAACCCGGAACCCAUGCAAGGGUAUAAACCAGGGAGCUACCCGAGGUGUUCCAGUAGUUAUCUGUCGUGACGAGCAGUUUGGCUUUUGGGAUAUGUUGUUCAUGACGAUGCCUGACAGUCACAAUCCCAGGCACAUGGGUUGCGCCUUUACUGGUUGCAGGUGGUCAGCGUGAGGAGUUUCUGGGAUUUCAGUGCGACGGUAAAGGGACACCUGCAGUGCGUGCGAGCUGUGCGUAUACGAAAGGUGUCAACCAGGUGACCAUGAAGUGCGUGCGAGCAUAACAUGGGGGGAGCACACGUGGAUGCGAUAUCAUUGGUGUUGAGUCAGGUGGUACAAUACCGUGCGCGGGGGAGUGCCUGUCAGUCGGAUCAGCACGUGUGUGGGGAACAUCAGUUGUGAAGUGAUUCGGGAUGUGGUGAAAAGGGUAGGCGGCCUAACAGCCUGAAGCCUAUGAACACGAGAGUUGCGGUUUCCAGGCGUGCGGUGGCGAUGGUAGUGGCGAAACCGCCGCUGUUGGUGGAUAGGCAGCAUGAGAGUCGGGGAGUAGUUGAACAGUAGAGCUUAGCACACCUCCAGUGUGGUUUGGUGGAUGUCGGACUUGUUCACGUAUGCGCGGACGCGUGCGUAGCGUGUGAGGACUCAAUCAGACAGGUGCUUCGCAUUGGCCGUGCGAGAUUGCCUUAUCAUGAAGGGCCUGAGCAUUUAGGCACCAGUAAGGUAGCCGCAAGGAGUGAGAAUCGACUUGGCUUCCGACGUUCAGUGAAGGGCGUGGGCCAGUGUCAAACCAUGGUGCGCACAUGGAGAAUCGGUAGGCUUGGCGUAUAGCGGGUAUCCUAUACGAGGUGGCUCUAGGCAAGGUAUGUUCUAGAUAAAGGCUGACGUUGGCAAGGACUAUCUGACGUGACAAGGCUCGGCAGACUGGUGAUCUGUUUGAGGGGUUUCGGUGUCGGCGUGGGUCGUGGUGUUCGUAUGAUUGGGGCCAGGUAGGCUGGUGACCUACUGGGUGUUAUGGAACCUGUCUUGGUAUGCCUGGCGUGCUUUGCCGGUUAUGUGUUGAGUUGCCGUGCCUUCUUCGGCGUUACGUUAGCCAUUGUAGGGGAGUAACGGACCACAUCAGGUCAGCGCUUUUCCCUUUGUCAUUUUCGCUAAGAGGCUAUGGUGUUUUACUGUUUCGCAGCAGUUCUUUAGCUGGUGAGCAGUCAAGGUUGGAGUGUUGCUGUUGUAGUCGAUGAUGUGGGUAGGUGCAGCCCGCGGGGGAGUGUUGCGGAGAGAGCUUGACGGGAUUGCGGUCUGCCCCUCCCCCCCAUGCGUGUCGUGUACGGCUAGGGCAAGCCGGUGUAGAGCCGACUGCAGGCUCCACUAGCCAAGAAGCCAAUGAGCCUCUGCGCUACACAAUAGGCUAGCAUAUGGCUGAGGCCAACCAAUACCAUGUUAACAGAGUAAUUGGCAGUCAUGUGACCCAACCGCGCCCAACUCUAUGGGGUUGCCCCUAGCACUAUAGCAGUUAUCUAGGCUCGCCCACGCAGAAUCUCUUAACACAACGUAUCACGUACCCGAAGGACCAAAGCCCCAUCCCGAGGCAUGGCAGACCGCUGCACCAAUGUAAACACCAUGUACU
Chlamydomonas reinhardtii is the source of this 3411-nucleotide messenger RNA. RefSeq lists its product as uncharacterized. The record is from RefSeq and is a predicted model, not a curated record. Bases 307 to 483 code for a protein of 58 amino acids. NCBI's taxonomy places the organism in Eukaryota, Viridiplantae, Chlorophyta, Chlorophyceae, Chlamydomonadales, Chlamydomonadaceae. The transcript has 2 exons.